Populus trichocarpa (black cottonwood) is the source of this 2436-nucleotide messenger RNA. RefSeq lists its product as uncharacterized. The record is from RefSeq and is a predicted model, not a curated record. Lineage: Eukaryota; Viridiplantae; Streptophyta; Magnoliopsida; Malpighiales; Salicaceae. The transcript is spliced from 16 exons. Bases 171 to 2072 code for a protein of 633 amino acids.
CUUCCUUCCUUCCUUCCUUCUUCUGCAGUUGUUCAUCUCCCUCCUUCUCUUCUGUUCACCUGUAAUAAUCAAAUCCAUUUAAUUUAAAAAUAUUCGUAAUCAAUUUAAUUUCUGUUCUCGCUUUCCAAGUUCUGUUUUGCUGUAUAAUUUCCCCUAUUUCACAAACAGAGAUGGAUACAAAUUUAAACGACAAGGAGUCCAUGAUUGCUCGAAUCCAACAAUUGGAACAUGAGCGUGGUGAAUUGCAUAAAGAUAUAGAACAAUUGUGUAUGCAGCAAGCUGGACCUGGCUAUCUUGCUGCCGCUACUCGAAUGCAUUUUCAAAGGACAGCUGGAUUGGAGCAGGAGAUUGAGAAUUUGAAAAAGCAGUUGGCUGCUUGCUCAAGAGAUAAUCUUAAUCUUCAAGAGGAGCUUUCUGAGGCUUACCGAAUCAAAACCCAAUUGGCCAAACUACACCAAGCAGAGGCUGCAAAGAACAUGGAGGCAGAGAAACAGGUUAAGUUUUUCCAAGGCUGUGUAGCUGCUGCUUUUGCUGAGCGUGAUAAUUCGAUAAUGGAGGCUGAAAAGGCAAAGGAGAAGGAGGAGUCAAUGUCCCAGAAAUUUAAGGAAAUUCAGCAGAGGUUAGAAGUGCUUAAUUCAGAUUUUCUUGAACAGAAGAGACUAAAUGAUACACUGCAGAGUGAUUUAUCAAAGCAAGAUGAGCAGAUUGAGACUUUCAAGAAGGUUGUCAACAAGUUUUACGAGAUCAGGCAGCAUUCUCUUGAGGGAUUUGAGGAUACUAGUUGGGACAAUAAAUGUGCAUGGCUGUUACAUGACUCAGAAGAGUUGUGGAGUUAUAAUGAUUCCUCGACUUCUAAAUACAUUAGUGCGUUAGAAGAAGAGGUGGAGACACUGAGGAACUCUCUGGAUAAGCUUCAAAGCAAAAUACGAGUGGUUCUUUGGGACAAAAUGGUUAUGGAGGGGAUAACAGAAUUACACCAUUACCAUUCUCACCAUAGAGUUCAGAUCACGAGUUUACUUAGCAAGGAAAGAUCUCAUAUCAAAUCAAUUAUUGAUAUGGUAGAAGAAAAGAUCAAGCAAUUUGAUGUGAUCAGCGAACAGGAUUUGGUGCCUUGUAGAGUUGUAAGACUGCAAGAAAAUGAAUUUCGAGAUGUGCAUAUGAGUACUGAUGCUGAUCCGGACUUGGCACCCAAGAGAAUUGACCAAGGAGCACUAGAUGCUGUGGCUCAUAAAGAAGGCAACACAUCUGAAGCCCUUGCACAGGCCAUGCAAGAAAAGGUUGCAGCAUUAUUGCUUUUAUCUCAGCAGGAAGAAAGACAUUUACUGGAGAGAAAUGUCAAUGCAGCUCUUCAGAAAAAGAUGGAGGAGCUUCAAAGAAACUUUCUACAAGUCACCAAUGAAAAGGUUAAAGCUCUUAUGGAGUUGGCGCAGUUAAAGCUCGAAUAUCAACAACUACAAAAAAAAGUUGGCAGUGAAAUAAAACGAGAUUUUUCAGCUGAAACUGGGGAGAUGAGACUUUCUAAUAUAGAAAGGGAUGGAAAGAUAAGAAACCUGUUGAAGAGGACAUAUCUAAGACGUUGGAUGGGCACAAUGGAUUUUCGUGGAAAUGAAGCUCAAACUUGCCUGAGUAGUGAAGGGAAUUUCUCUAGGAAAAGAGCAAAUGACAUGGAUUUUGCCAGAAUGAAGAUUGAAAAUGCCACUCUCAAGGAAAGCAUGGAAUGUAUGGACCACCUAAUUUCUUCAAUUCACAGACUUCACCUUGCACUUCUAAAGGUCAAAGAGUCAGAUACUCGUGAAGGUACUAGUACUGGCUUGCUAGAAGCUCUUAAUGAUAUCAUUUCUGAGGCUAGACUUGUGAAGACUGCCCUUGGAAGCUCCUUACCUGUUAGUUGGUCUGCUGAGGCAGAUGAUGCAUCAAUUGGUGAAAGUGUCUGCGAUGAGCUAAGUGAUAUUUAUGGGAACCCCAUUGGAGAGAAGAUAGAUUCUGUUUCUGCUGCAGGUUUUGAGAUGGUGGAGCUUCUGAUACUUGCAGCUCAGAUACUAAAGGACAAUAACACCAUAAAGGGUUGCUGAGAUUGGAGUUUGUUUAAUUCUGGUCUGUGUGGGCUUUGUUCUGUGAUGAAAAGCAUAAAGUAAUUAAUAGGGGUUUAGGGCAUACUAAAGGGGCUUUUCGGCAAAGAGAAGUGAAAAUUUGUGCAGUGUGAAGGAAGACGGCGAACUUUUGGAACAACUUAAUCAGUGCAGAAUGAAAGCCGAUGCUUAUCUUGUCAUUGUAGAGCCUUUUAUUGUAUUUAUGGUGUUUUGAAAGGAAAGGAGGAGGGAAUAGAGUUCAAUUCCUUUGUAUAUACAUGGUUAGACAUAGGCCAGUUGCAUAAAGUACAGUAAUAUGAACUGGGUUAUUAGAUUAUUUCAAUGACAGUUUCUGAGCUUUUGUGUA